This is a messenger RNA of Exserohilum turcica Et28A, 528 nucleotides long. RefSeq lists its product as uncharacterized. The transcript is spliced from 2 exons. The record is from RefSeq and is a predicted model, not a curated record. Lineage: Eukaryota; Fungi; Ascomycota; Dothideomycetes; Pleosporales; Pleosporaceae. The coding region runs from base 1 to 528 and encodes 175 amino acids.
AUGCAGAAGAGCAUCAUCAACGACGAUUGCAGCUCCCAGCACACCCAGCUUGUGGAGCAGCCCGAGCAUGGCAGCUGGGAUCUCGUCAGUUGCAUCCUGGACAAUUUUUUCCCGAGGCCCGCCAAGACGGAAAUGGCAAUCGUGUCGGUUCUGCUGGGCCUGCUGCCCAUGGCACUGCAACUCGUCGGCCCACGCAUAGUAGACGUUGCCGAACUGGGGCUCCGCCGACCCGUCCUGGCCGCGCUUCUCAGCCUGGGUAGCACAAGCGCCGCGCUUCAAAACCAUGCCACAGGCCUGGAAGCCGUGCGGAGAGACCAAAAGGGCAGACACCAUGUGCUCUGGCCGCAGAACAUGAUUGCCCCGCCGACAUGGGCCAUGACACUGAUUUCCAUGGUCGAGUACGUAUACAUGCAAACAUUCUGGAUGGCUAGGGCAUGGCAGUCUGCAAAGCGCUGGGUAGAGGGCGAAGUCAUGCCUUGUGCCUGGAAAGACGAGAUACUGGAUGUUGAUUUUGAAUUGGUCAAUUAA